Messenger RNA from Spodoptera exigua (beet armyworm), 1502 nucleotides. NCBI's taxonomy places the organism in Eukaryota, Metazoa, Arthropoda, Insecta, Lepidoptera, Noctuidae. The record is from the annotation of a GenBank genome assembly.
GAUAAAAUAGUGUUUCUCGCGUUAAAACUUGGGUCUUACUGUAAAAUACUACAAAUAAUAAAUUAAAACAAAUAAUGUUACAAGUAUUGUACCUAUGGUCUAUGCUAGUAUGGAGUGUUGGUGGUAGUGUGUGUGAGGGAGAACUCUGUUCGCGAAAUGUGGCCCCAAGAAUUGCAGGCGGAGACAGAUCUGAACAGAACGGACGACCUUUCAUGGUGGCCUUAUACUCGCGGGUCGGCACCACAGGGGACCUGGGAUUUUGUGGGGGAGCUCUCGUGAGCCCCGAGUGGGUGAUCACUGCAGCGCACUGCUGUUUCCACAAUGGUGAAGAAGUGAAUCAUGUUCAGGCUAUUCUCGGCGCCCAUUCUUUGUAUGAUCGCUACGAGCACGGACGGCGUGUGGUGAACGUUGCCGAGCUGGUAAUUCACCCGGAGUACGAUCCUGCCACCUUCGCCAACGACAUUGCACUUCUCAGACUAGCCAACACUAUCCAGCUCUCGGAUAUGAUAUCUACGAUCCAGCUACCCUAUCGCAACAUAUCGACCUUCAACUUCGCGGGCGCCGGGGCUACCGUGUCCGGGUGGGGCAUAGCCGCCGAAGGAGUGACCUUCAUAUCACCGACUCUUCGUGAGAAGCGGAUGACGGUGUUAACGGACACUUUUUGCAACACCACGUACUACAACCAGUUGCCUGGUAGUACUAUAUGCACCUACUAUGGCACUGCCGGCACUUGUAAGGGUGAUAACGGCGGACCACUGACGAUAUUCUACAAUGCAACCGAAGAGGAUAUUUUGGCUGGCUUACUGAUUAGUUUAGUUGGUACAACUACGGUGUCAGUAUGCAGCUUUUCAUUAUUGUCUCCGAAUCGAGUGGUGACUGCUGCUCACUGCAAUUUUGAUGGUGUCCAACUGGCGAGCGAGUUUACUGUAGUUUUGGGCUCUAACUACCUGUACAUUGGCGGUGAACGAAUUGCCACUAGAAAAGUCUUUAUGCAUCCUUACUAUAUUCCUAAGUACUCAAGAAAUGAUAUCGCGAUUUUAUACUUGCCCUGGAACGUUAAGAGUACAAAUGUUAUACAUCCAAUCAAGUUACCAGACACGGCAGAUUUACGGAACCUAUUUGUUGGAUAUUGGGCAACAGCUGUUGGCUUUGGAAGCACCAGCGACGCACAAAAAGAUGCUUCGGAUGUGUUAAGUCACGUCAAGCUGCAGGUAAUGGAAAACGCUGAAUGCGCAUACAUUUACGAAGCAGGUCUUGUGACGUCUGGCAAUAUUUGCACAAGCGGAGCUGGACGUGUCGGUAUCUGUAGUGGAGACUCCGGUGGCCCUCUCAUCGCUACCGACAUUAAUGGAACUCCAUUCUUGAUUGGUAUUUCCUCCUUCAGAAGUAAGACUAGCGGUUGUGAAGGCGGGAAACCUUCAGUUUUCACUCGAGUCACUGGUUACAUGGAUUUCAUCAUUUAUCAUUUAUCACACGACGACUGUGCCGUAAUCACAGAAUAA